This is a messenger RNA of Cladophialophora psammophila CBS 110553, 987 nucleotides long. RefSeq lists its product as uncharacterized. The record is from RefSeq and is a predicted model, not a curated record. The transcript is spliced from 2 exons. The coding region runs from base 1 to 987 and encodes 328 amino acids. Lineage: Eukaryota; Fungi; Ascomycota; Eurotiomycetes; Chaetothyriales; Herpotrichiellaceae.
AUGGCAUUCGGGUUUGAGACAACAGGUGACGAAAUCGUGGACACCUUCAAAGACCAGGUCAAUGGCAAGACUUCCAGCUCACAGAUUCUGGUCCUGAUCACCGGUCCAACUCCAGGAGGAAUCGGAGCCGAAUCCGCUCUCUGUCUCGCGCGUGCAAACCCUAAACAUUUGAUCCUCGCGGGCCGCUCACGACAGAAGAUCCAGCCUCUCAUCGACCAAGUCCAGGACAUUGACCCGCACGUGAAGACUAGUUUCAUCCAGCUCGACCUCGGGAGCCAAAAGUCAGUGCGGCAGGCAGUCGAGGACGUCAAGGCUCUCCUCUCCGGCGAGGAUGAGAUCGACUGUGUGAUCCUCAACGCCGCGAUAAUGGCGUGUCCGUACGGCUUGACGGAAGACGGCAUUGAGACACAAUUCGGGACAAACCAUCUAGGCCACUUCCUCUUCUGCAACCUCCUGCUGAAGGACGACCUGAUCCGUUCGCGGGUCGUCAUCGUCAGUAGCUCCGCGUCCGAACGCAUGGCAGAGUACGCUUUCCAGCCUUUGGGCGAUAUCACCUACGGCAACGGCAGCACGUACGAUCCCAUGCUUGCGUACACGUUCUCCAAGGCCUGCAGCGUCCUCUACGGCAAGCGUCUUGCGAGACUUCUCAAACAGAAGCACCACAAGAACAUUGCCGUCUUCAGCCUGAACCCAGGCAGCAUCAGGACAAACCUGCAGGGCUACAUGAGCGACGACGUGCGAAGCAGGGCCAUCGAGGCCGCGCGCCGGUACAACCCAGAGUUCAAAAUUCCCCGGCCCAAGAGCCUACAGCAAGGCUGCGCAACUCAGCUCCGUGCAGCUUUGGACCCGGCUCUCGCGGGCCACUCAGGCGCCUACCUCGACGACUGCCAGGUGGCGAGGGUGGCUGUCCACGAGGGUCACGAGAAAUACAUGGACGAAGUCUGGGAGCUUAGUGAGCGACUUGUGGGAGAGAAGUUUGAGCUGUAG